This is a messenger RNA of Odocoileus virginianus texanus, 2590 nucleotides long. The record is from RefSeq and is a predicted model, not a curated record. NCBI's taxonomy places the organism in Eukaryota, Metazoa, Chordata, Mammalia, Artiodactyla, Cervidae.
CUGGUUUCAGAGAAGAUGGCAGAGGAAGCAGACAUCUUGGGACAGGACUCUGAUGGGGACAGUGAGGAGGUGGUCCUGACCCCUGCCGAGCUCAUUGACCGGCUGGAGCAGGCGUGGAUGAAUGAAAAGUUUGCCCCUGAGCUUCUGGAAAACAAGUCUGAAAUCGUAGAAUGUGUCAUGGAGCAGCUGGAGCACAUGGAAGAAAAUCUCAAGAGGGCCAAGAAGGGGGACCUGAAGGUCAGCAUCCAUCAGAUGGAGAUGGAGCGGAUCCGCUUCGUCCUGAGCAGCUAUCUGCGCUGUCGGCUCAUGAAGAUAGAGAAGUUUUUCCCUCACAUCCUUGAAAAAGAAAAGACCCGCCGAGAGGAGGAGCCUUCCAUCCUUUCUCCAGAGGAGUUUGUCUUUGCCAAAGAGUUCCUGGCUAACACCGAGACCUAUCUGAAGGACGCAGCCUUAAAGCACAUGCCUCCCAAUCUACAGAAGGUGGAUCUCUUGAGGACAGUUCCCAAACCAGACCUAGACGCAUACGUGUUUCUUAGAGUGAAAGAGCGACAAGAGAACAUCCUGGUGGAACCAGAAACGGACGAGCAGAGGGACUACGUGAUCGACCUGGAGGAGGGCUCACAGCACUUGAUCCGAUACAGAACCAUCGCACCCCUGGUCGCUUCUGGGGCCGUACAGCUAAUUUAAAACCGGAAGUAACCGAGAAAUGGGGCCAUGGGACCUCAGAGGACACAUUUUUGGAAACCCUGCAUGCCACCCCGUGCCGAGGGCAGCAGCGAUCUCGGCGGUGCCGCGGAUCCCUGGAGCGUGGAGAUCUGCUCGGAGCAGAUCUUACUUGUCCUCAGCUCUGCCGCUCCAGCCAGAAUCAGCAGAUGAUACCACGGCCGUGCUGGGCCAGCUGCCAGAAUCACUGAAACGCCCUUGGUGGUGGUGUUUGAACUGAGGAAAGUGAGGCCAGGGCAGUUCAUAGAAAGCCAUCACUGUCUGUGAUGAGAGGACCCGUGGGCCCAACCUGACUGCAGCACGAGCUUGUGCUCAGCCUUCCUGGUAGGAGGAGUGUAAAUAGCUUCAACCGCCUGACCCUUUAUAGCAGUCACCGACUCGUGUAAACUCACCUCCUGGAACCUCUCCUCUUGGACAUAGAGCUAACCUGUGUCACACUUAGCUGAGCCUCACAAACCAACCAAUAAACUAUUAUUAGGUCUGGGUUUCAUGGCAGAAGGAGCUGUGGGCCGUUCCCAGCGUGUGGUCUGAUGAGGUUCGUCCUCCCCGCCGCCUCGGCAGGCCAGCCUGCAGGCCAUCUGCCGGCCUGGACCUAGUCAGAGCAGCAGCCGCAGCUCCUGUGACCAGCGUUUGGUUUCUCCAGGGAAAUGGACGGGAUGAAACUCAGUGAGUGGGCAGUGUCACCCAGGGAGGGAUGUAGAGACAGCAGAUGAAUUGUCUUCCCUUGAAACGGGAUGCAGAGGAACUGGGUUCCAGCCUUCCUUGCUCCCCGAGAAGGCAGGUCUCCAUCUGCGUGAUGUAGCCUCAUAGAGGAACCGGCGCAGUGUUGCUGACCAUUUCCAGGAGAGGACAUUCAGUGGAAGCGGGGGAGAGUGUUUUUAUUCAUUAGUAAAAGCAUUUUAUGUCUCGUGCAGUGCUUCAUCUUCGCCAGAGCAUUCUCAGCCUCCUCAGCCAUUCCCGAGCAAGCGUUCAGUGAGCAGAAUGUGCCGGGUACAGUCCAGUGCACUGGGGUUCCACCCAGAACGAGGGGGUCACUGGCUCUGCUCAGGUGGGAGCAGCGCCUCAUGGAGAAUCAGAAUAGGGGCUCACCAGCAUGCUUAGAUGGGGUGCUCUGAGGGGCUCUCACUAAUUUCAGCUAAUCUUACUCAGUUAGGCUGAGGUGUGAAUAACAAGAAGGGGCCAGAGACGCAGAGCUCAGAGGGAAGGGCUUUCCAGGCAGAGAAAAGGCAGCUUGUGCAAAGGCCCUGUGGCAGAAAUGAAUUCUGCCGCAGUCAGUGAGGCUCGAAGGCAGUGGGCACUGUGGAGAGGGUGCAGAUGAGGUCUGAGAGGCAGUCUGGGCCCAGGUCACUUCCCGCUUGGUGAGCAAGGACCCCCUGGUCCUCCAGCGUCCUGAGAAGCAGGCAGGGCUGCUAGAGCUGACUCUUUGUGACCCCAGGGACUGUAGCCUGCCAGGCUCCUCUGUCCACACAGAUUCUCCAGGCAAGAAUACUGGAGUGGGUUGCCAUGACCUCCUCCAGGGGUCCUUCCCCACCCAAGGAUUGAAGCACGUCUCCCCCAUUGCAGGCAGAUUCUUUACUGUCUGAGCCUCCAGGGAAGAGAUGGAAAAGAGAAGGUGAGCAUCUGGCAGUGGGUCUGCACCCAGGUCUCCUUCCUCGGGGUCGCCUGCGUGCUCCCGUCCCCCCGCUUCCGCUGCUGUGGAGAGGAGAGGCUGGAGCUGUGUCGCGUCACCCACUCCCUCCCGCGGGAGCCAGGCACGCAGGGGAGGGGUAUGGUGUGUGUUGCUCCACUUCCUAGGUCACCUCUUCAAAGGAAGAUUGGUUUAGAUGAGUCAUUUCAAAAUAAAGGGGAAGCUGAAUUUCAAAACCAA